GCAGAGCCUGAGUGUGUUUGAGGUUGGACUACGGGGAGAUAACAGAGGCGCUGGCUCCACUAACACCAGUGGAUGAAAAGAGCUGAGUGGAAUGGAGGGACUGAACCAAGGCGCACAGACCGGCCCCGUUUGAAAUAUAUCACAAGGGAAGAGAUGCUUGAAUGAGACCAGGGGUGAUGCGGAGGGUAAUUAGGAGUUUUGAUGAAGAGUUAUGGUUAUUUUCCAAAAUGGCACGGAUUUGCGCUCAUCCAGAUGCGCACUUUGCAAAGAUGACAUAGCACUUGAGAAAAUGGGAUUCCUCCAGGAACAGAACUCACUCACGAGCUGAAUGACAUUAUAAAAGGGAUUCAAAUCGGAUUUUUGUUUUUCGCUUAAUUAUUAUUUUUAUUUUACUUGAUACGCGUCGGUUGUGUGUGAACUCAGAGUGAAAUAUGAAUCUGGGCAAAGCACUUCUGUUUUUUCUCCUCUCGAGUUGUGUGACAAUGACUUUCUCGCUCUCCACUUGCACCACUGUGGACAUCGACCACAUAAAGAAAAAGAGAGUGGAGGCGGUCCGGGGACAGAUUCUGAGUAAACUCCGGAUGACCAGUCCGCCUCAGGCAACAGGUCCGAGCCAGGUCCCGUUUCAGGUUCUGGCCCUCUACAACAGCACCAAGGAGCUCAUUGAGGAGCUGGGAAGAGACCGGCAGCAGAGUUGCGGACAGGAAAACACUGAGACCGAGUACUACGCCAAAGAGAUUUACAAGUUCAACAUGAUCAAUGGUCUACCAGAAAACAAUGACCUGCCUUACUGCCCCAAGGGUACAACCUCUAAGGUAUUCCGCUUCAACGUGUCGAUCCUGGAGAAGAAUGCCACCAACCUGUUCCGGGCCGAGUUCCGAGCCCUGAGGAUUCCCAACCCGAGUGCCAAGAGAAACGAGCAGAGGAUUGAGCUGUACCAGAUCCUCCAGAAAGACGACCCCAAAGCCAAGCAGCGUUACAUUGGGGGCAAGAACGUGCUGACCAAGGGGACUCCUGAGUGGGUCUCCUUUGACGUGACAGAGACGGUGAGGGAGUGGCUGAUGUACCGACAGACCAACCUUGGCCUGGAGAUCAGCGUGCACUGUCCCUGCCACACUUUCAGGCCUAAUGGAGACAUCAUAGAGAACACCAAUGAGGUGCUGGAAGUGAAGUUCAAAGGUAUGGAAGGAGACUUUGAGGAGCUGAGCCGUGUGAAGAAACAGAAAGAGCAGCUGUACCCUCACCUCAUCCUCAUGAUGCUUCCUCCCCACAGGCUGGAUGCCCACUCCUCCUCCCGCAGGCGCAAGCGGGCACUUGACACCAAUUACUGCUUCAACAAUUAUGAGGAGAACUGCUGCGUGAGACCACUAUAUAUUAAUUUCCGUCAGGAUUUGGGCUGGCGGUGGAUCCAUCAGCCCGAAGGGUACUACGCCAACUUCUGCUCUGGUCCGUGUCCUUACCUUCGGAGCGCUGACACCACCCACAGCUCGCUGCUGAGCCUCUACAACACCUUAAACCCUGAAGCCUCCGCCUCUCCCUGCUGUGUUCCUCAGGACUUGGAGCCCCUCACCAUCCUCUACUACGUGGGACGCUCUCCUAAAGUCGAGCAGCUCUCAAAUAUGGUCGUCAAGUCCUGCAAGUGCAGCUAAACAUCAGGGACACGGAGACACACGGAUGAGAAAACUUGUUAGGAGGAGGGUGGAAUUUAAGAUGAGCAGGAUGCAGUUCGUCCUGGAUGAGUUCCCCUACCACCACUCCGCUCACAAUUACUGACUUUUAACAAGACCGGACAAACACCACUUCAUCAACAUUGAGAUCAGUAUUACUUACACUUUUAAAAAAAUGUCACAACAUCUUGAAACGUUCACUAAACGGAGAACAGAUCUUGAAGCGCUCUCGUGGAUGUAAAACAACCAAGAAGAGGCUGAGGAGGCCGACUUAACUCAGCAUGUUUGCAGAGAGAAAACUGAUCUCUUGGCCUAAAAACACGGGACACAUUUCGAUGUCCGAGCUGGAAGCUGACGCUGUGGACGCCGCUGCUCCCUACACUGUUUAUUUAGGAUUUAAUGCUGUCGAAUAAAAAUGACAUUAGGAAUUUAAAAAAAGAUAUGCUGGAACCCAAUCUUUUUUCUACGUAGUACGUUAAAGGUUAUGUUUACCUCUGUAAUGCUACAGCAUGGUGAUUCCAGGGAUUGAAGCCUUUCUGUUGUAUGAGUUGAUGUAUGGCACUAAGUGAACCCAACUAGAUCACAAACUGUAAAUGUUUUAUUACUCUUAAAAACACUUUUUUUAAUAAAAAUAAAAAAUGGA
Nothobranchius furzeri (turquoise killifish) is the source of this 2310-nucleotide messenger RNA. It is a transcript of the gene tgfb3, whose product is annotated as transforming growth factor, beta 3. Gene Ontology annotation, cellular component: extracellular region. Lineage: Eukaryota; Metazoa; Chordata; Actinopteri; Cyprinodontiformes; Nothobranchiidae. Gene Ontology annotation, biological process: transforming growth factor beta receptor signaling pathway; regulation of cell population proliferation. Gene Ontology annotation, molecular function: transforming growth factor beta receptor binding; cytokine activity; growth factor activity. The record is from RefSeq and is a predicted model, not a curated record.